Molecule: messenger RNA, 1190 nt
Organism: Eruca vesicaria subsp. sativa (arugula)
Lineage: Eukaryota; Viridiplantae; Streptophyta; Magnoliopsida; Brassicales; Brassicaceae
Source: the annotation of a GenBank genome assembly
CCCUCGGAGAAAUCAGACACAAAAGUUUCAUCCUUUAUCGAUUUUCAUCAGAAAUUAAGAUUAAAAGUUUGGAUUUUUAGGCUUCUGGUAGUUAGUUUUAUCAGGAAAAUGGUGUAUCAUUGUGUGAUCAAAACUGCUUGAAGAAAUGGGUUUUGUGGUUUGUGUUGGUAAUGCAUCUCUUGCGUCUAUGGAACUGAGGUGGGUAAGAAGAAGAAGCAAAUGUGAUGUUGAUGCUCCUCGUUCCAUACCUGUUUUUAUCUCUACUUUGAAGAGAGACAUAAACCUAGAGGAGCUGAGGCAUUUGUAUUCACGUUGUGACCACUCUUGCAACCGUUUGUCUAAGGAUGGUGGUAGUAGCAUUGUUGACAUGAAGAAGCUGCGUACAGCUAUCUCUCGCAGCGAUGUUGUUGUCUCUGUGUUUUGCAAAUCUCAUCACGUUGAAAAGAGCACCAGUGAUAAGGAUGAUGAUGAUGAUGCUGAAGAAGAGAGGUUGUCUUCUUCCUCUUUGUUUCCUUUAGAUUUAAGGAGACAAAGCAAGGAGGAGAGUUCUUUGGGGCAUAUGUUUCAGGACGUGUUGCCUCUUAGUCCUUCAAGUGGCCAGCUUGUUGGGUUUGGUCGUGCCUAUUCUGACUAUGGCUUGACCGCUUCUAUUCAUGAUCUAAUGGUUUUACCUUCACUACAGCGGAUGGGGAUUGGUAAACUGAUUGUUAACAGGAUUACCAGGCUACUCACAAGUAGAGACAUCUAUGACAUAGCCGCUCUCUGCUUUGAGCAUGAAAGGCCAUUCUUCAAAGCAUGUGGGUUUGCAGAUGACAGGAUGGGUUCCACAACGAUGAUGUUCACAAAGAGCUUAGAGGCCUAAUCUAAAGCGAGAAGAAGUACGUUGGAAUCUUCAAAAAACUACUGGUCAAAGCAAGUUGAAUGAUCUUUAUACAAAAUCUUUUAUGAAUCUCUUUCUCUGCGAUGAUCAGAGAGAAAAAAAGCCAAAGAUUCAGUGUCCUUUUUGCAUUUUUGGAUUUGAUGUCUUGUGACUACUCUUUUUCACUUCUAUCUUGUCGUUUAAAGCAACGAAUAUAUGUUGGAUUCGGACUAUUAUUGCUCUGUUUCGAGAGGUGGAAAUGUACAUAUCAAUUGAAUACAAACUAUUUUGUCAAAAUCUUACUGUUUCGAUAAAUUUUAGUUAUAGAAAA